Messenger RNA from Megalops cyprinoides (Indo-Pacific tarpon), 1775 nucleotides. It is a transcript of the gene gnl3, whose product is annotated as guanine nucleotide binding protein-like 3 (nucleolar). The record is from RefSeq and is a predicted model, not a curated record. NCBI's taxonomy places the organism in Eukaryota, Metazoa, Chordata, Actinopteri, Elopiformes, Megalopidae. Gene Ontology annotation, cellular component: nucleolus. Gene Ontology annotation, molecular function: GTP binding. The transcript has 15 exons. The coding region runs from base 66 to 1739 and encodes 557 amino acids.
CGACAUGUUAUCCCUUUACUCCGGCCUGUGACACACGUGGUGAAGUCUACCGACUGCAGGCAAUCAUGAAACGUCCGAAGUUGAAGAAAGCAAGUAAACGUUUGUCCUGUGCAAAACGUUACAAAAUACAGAAAAAGGUUCGGGAGCACAACAGGAAACUACGGAAGGAGGCAAAAAAGAAAGGAGUAACAAAACGGGUGAAGAAGGAUCCAGGUGUUCCCAGUGUCGCACCUUUCAAGGAAGACAUUUUACGGGAGGCAGAACUUAGGAAACAGAAGCUUGAAGAACUUAAACAGAAAAAGAAGUUAGAGAAACAACAGGAACGAGCACAGAAGCGAAAGAAAGAGGACACAACUAAUGGCUCUGAUCCCAAAGCCAAAAAAGCUAAAAAGGAGAAUCGUCCUGAGAAAUCAUCUGUGAGUCAAGAUAAAUAUUCCAGAAAGUUCCUCUGCUCUGAAUUAAACAAGGUUAUCAGUGCCUCUGAUGUCAUUGUUGAGGUUCUGGAUGCCAGGGACCCCUUGGGCUGCCGCUGUCCACAGCUGGAGGAGGCGGUUCUGAAAAGUGAAGGAAACAAGAAGCUUCUCUUUGUCUUGAAUAAGAUUGAUCUCGUACCUAAAGAUAAUGUGGAGAGAUGGUUGAAUUAUCUACAGCGUGAGUUUCCUGCCGUAGCCUUCAAAGCAUCAACGCAGUUGCAAGACAAAACAGUGCAAGAAAAGAAGAACAGAACCAUAUCUGGAGCCGUAGAUCAGACAAAAGGGGUGGCCUCUUUUGGCAACAGCUGCCUUCUGCAGGUUCUGCAAGAUUAUGCUGAUGCCCAGGAGAGUAAAAACAUGCUCAAAGUUGGUAUUGUUGGUUUCCCCAGUGUGGGGAAAAGCAGCUUGAUCAAUAGCCUUAAAGGCAUCCGGGCCUGCAAUGCUGGAGUACAACGGGGACUGACAAAGUGUAUGCAAGAAGUGCACAUUGCCAAAAAGGUCAAGAUGAUUGACAGCCCCAGUAUUAUAGCGUCCAUAGAUAAUCCUGCUGCUGCUAUGGCUCUGAGGAGACUGCCAGCCUCGGAGCUACGGGAGAAUGCCCUGGAUGCAGUCAGAGCUCUGCUGAAGCAGUGUAGCAAGCAGCAGAUAAUGCUUCAGUACAAUGUUCCCGAUUUCAAAAACUCCUUGGAAUUUUUAACACUUUUUGCCAAAAAACGGGGGUUCAUGCAGAAGGGUGGUGUUCCUAACACAGAGCAAGCUGCUGAAACCUUUCUGAAUGAUUGGACAGGGGCUAAACUAAGCUACCAUUGCAAACCACCUGAGAAUGUCAACCUUCCUUCAUACCUCUCAGACACCAUAGUAACAGAGAUGCAGAAGGGAUGGGACAUGAGCAUAUUGCAGCAAGGCAAUGCAGAAACCAUCAACAGUGCAAAGUUCCCCAACAUUGCAAGCAGCAUUGUCUUCGCCUCCAGUGGUCCUACGUUGGGACUUCUCAGCGUGAACGAAGAUCUCAAGGUGGAGGAGUCAGCAGAAGAGGACCUCCGUGAGGAAGUCGGUGAUAAUGAGGAGCCCAACCUGGUGCCUGAAGCAAAGACAACCCUGGAAGAAAAAACAGAAAAUGGGAAAGCACCACAAAACAAAAGAGAAGUUAAAGAUGCAGCAGGGCGUCCUGCAAAAGUGAAGUUCCAACCAGUGCCUGUCAGCAUAGACCUGUCUUCAGUACAAAACGACAGCGAUGCGUAUGACUUCAACACGGAUUUCAAAUGAGGAGUCUGCAUUCCUGCUGCUUUGGAUUUUUUUUUA